Helobdella robusta is the source of this 2775-nucleotide messenger RNA. RefSeq lists its product as hypothetical. The record is from RefSeq and is a predicted model, not a curated record. Bases 1 to 2775 code for a protein of 924 amino acids. The transcript has 9 exons. NCBI's taxonomy places the organism in Eukaryota, Metazoa, Annelida, Clitellata, Rhynchobdellida, Glossiphoniidae.
AUGGAAUCUGAAACGAAUUCGUCAAAUUGUGCUGAGGAAGAAUCCUCUAGUAACUUGAAAGCGGGCAAUAAUUGCGUCGCAAGGCGUGGACGCAAACGACAAUUUUCCGGUUAUUGUGCUUGUGCCAAUAUGGCAGAUGAUGCUUUAAGUUCAACCUUUUCUCUAGAAAUUUUUUCAACCUCAACUAAUGAUGUGUCAACUAAAAGUCUACUAGUUUCAGACAGUCCCACUCAACCCUCCACUAAUCUCUUCACUGAAUCUUUGUUAUCUCAUUCUCCGGUGAAAACUUCUAGCAACACCACUCUUUCAGAAAAAUUUUCAAAAUUUUUAAAAGGUGCCAAGGCAGUUCUGAAUGCAAACAUCUACUCCCAUGACAACAACAACACUAUAAACAGUCAACACAAGCACAGAAGUACUGCCAGCUGUCCUAUUAUGUUAUCAUCUGAUGAGGAUGAUGAUGCUCCUGUCGAUGAAAAUGCUGAUAAAGAUAAUAAUGCUAAUAAUGAUGAAGCAGAUUCCGAAGAUUGCAUUAUAAUUGGUUACAUCAAGCAUAAAAAUUCUAAAAGUUCAAAUCAUGAUCAACAAUCAAAACUUAAAGGGAUUACAAAGCCUGCUGAAAAUACCUUACUUCCAGUCAAGAAAUCAGUUCCUGAAAAAUAUUUCAUGGAUGGCUUUAUUUCAGCCCAGAAAGAAUGCCUUAAUCGAACCUCAGACCAAAAUAACUCAUCGUUAAUCGUAUUACAAGGACAGCAGCAACAGCAGUCAUCAUUUCUUGGAAGUCAACCGUUUUUAUCAACAUCAACAGUGAAUCAGAUUGUCAUUGGACGUAUUCCUGAGAGCUUCAUCAGUAACACCACCAUCUACAUCGGCACAGCAGUAGCUCAUCUUGUUGACUAUGGAUUUUCUGCUUUAAAACAUUCUACUCCUACUACUAAUGAUAUGAAUAUUGGCACAAUCCUUACUACUGCAGCUGAUAACCCUGUCAAUACUUCUACUACUUAUAAUGUUCCAACCACUGCCAACACUGUUUUUAUUACAAAUACUAUUAGUAGUAGUUAUGAUGGUGAUAAAGAUGAGGAUAAUGAUAAUAAUAUUAAUUAUAAUUUUGAUGAUAAUAACAGCAUUAAUAAUAAUAGAAGUAGAACUACAACCACAAAAGUUUAUUUUAAUGACGUUACUGCUAUUACUGCUACUCUUGUUAACACAUCAGCCUAUAUGUAUCCAGCUAUUAAUACUAACACGACAAUUACUACUACUACUGCUGCUGAUACUGCUGCUGAUACUGCUGCUGUUAGGUUUAGUUACAGUGAUUCCAGGCAGGGAAAGUUGAAUGAAAGUCUGAAAAUGGAGCUUGAAGCCUGCAGGAACAUGAUCUACCAGCAGACCAUCAAAAAGUCAAAAAUUUGGAACAUUCCUUCAGAUUAUAGCUCCUUUUGUAGCACCGAAAGUAAUAAUGACAUCAUCAACAAUGGUGAUGAUGAUACAAAUAAUGUUAAUGUCAGUAGUAAUGUUGAUAGCAUUCUUUACAGAAACAUAGCAGAAAAUAGUAACAACAACAGCAGUAAUUUUGACAAUGACAACAGCAGUAGAAUUGGUGUUAUCUCUGUUGAAAACGUCAAUGAUACUGUUACAAGCAAUAAGAACAAUGUCAUCAUCAACAAUAACGAUGGAAACAAGAACAAUGUCAUCAUCAACAAUAAUGAUGGAAACAACAACAACAAUGAUGUCAUCAACCAAAACAAAAAUGACAUCAUCAGCAACAACACUGGUCACAUGUCACUAAUGAAUAAGCACAGUAACGACCUCACAAAUUUAGAAUUUCUUUCGCAACUGGCUGAUGCUCGAAGACACCGACUCAACAGAUUGAACUAUUCACCGUGUCGCCAUUUUCUAGUCGAACAAACUGAUUUCAAUUUGUCAAAUAGUCCUAUAAAGAGAAGUAAUAUUAGUAUUAAGAACAGCAAUACAGAUGAGGAUAGUAGAGACGAAGAGUCGGUGAUAGGUACAGUGUGCUCAGGGAACCUGAUGGUGAUGACUAAGAUAUUGGAGGCAUUACCGAACAGGGCGGAUUGGGACAUCCACUACACUGAUGAGUAUGGUAACUCACUGUUAACUCGCUAUGUAACUCGCUAUGUUACUGGUGUGGUCAACGUAGAUCGGUUACCUGUCCUGCUCUCAUCACUUAUCGAUGGCACUACGAAACUUCUUAAAGUUCCAAAAUUUCGUGAAAAAUGGACAGAAAUGAAUCACACACCAGAAGCCAGAUCAACCCUUUUGAUAAUUGUUUCAGAUGCAAUUAAAGCAUUCAUCAAAUGUCAACUUGAGGUCAGACAUUCACGAGGUGACUAUUUAGAGUUUCUACUUCUUGCUGCACAAAUAGUUGGGCUGCAGUACAUCAGUCCAGAAUUGGCAACUCUUGCUCUUUUUCAUCUGGCCUGUCUGACAAAGAAAAGACUGAUCUUGUCCGCACUACCACAAAGUUUUGACAAUUUGCGUGCGUCUAAAACAUUUUUUGAAACAUCCAAUAUUGAUGCAAGUUUUCUUGAUGUACCUGUUGAAAACUGGUCAGAUACUCCUUCUUUCCAAGUUGCAGCAGUGUUUGUAAAGGAUCUGGUUUGCAUCAAUGACUCUGCAAAACGGGAAGUAGCGUUGGCACAACAUUUCAAUGAAACCAUCACCAAAGACUCAAAGCAGAAACAAUUUUUGCUCCAAGUAGUUGAACAGCAUAGGAAAAACUUUGCAGAAUAUAAUCGUGAACUGCUAGCUAAAAUUUGA